Haplochromis burtoni (Burton's mouthbrooder) is the source of this 2895-nucleotide messenger RNA. Its product is annotated as vesicle-associated membrane protein-associated protein B/C. Gene Ontology annotation, molecular function: FFAT motif binding. NCBI's taxonomy places the organism in Eukaryota, Metazoa, Chordata, Actinopteri, Cichliformes, Cichlidae. Gene Ontology annotation, biological process: endoplasmic reticulum membrane organization. The record is from RefSeq and is a predicted model, not a curated record. Gene Ontology annotation, cellular component: endoplasmic reticulum membrane; plasma membrane.
CCUGUCAGUUCGAGUGGCGGUGUGUGUUUGUACGUGUAUAAAUCCCCCCUCUUUAUUUACCCUCCCGUAGAAAAACCGAGGGCGGCCGGGUUGUUUCUUCGGGAGCCAGCUUGCUUCACCUCUGCGGGCCAACUGCGAUAAAAAAAUAUUGUUGUCCUCGCCGUCACGACAGGAAGAAGCCCUGGGACAUGGCCAGACCAGAACAAGUCCUGUUGCUGGAGCCACAACACGAACUGAAAUUCAGAGGCCCAUUUACAGAUGUUGUCACCGCCACCCUGAAGCUGACCAACCCCACAGACAGAAAUGUGUGUUUCAAAGUCAAAACGACCGCACCUCGCAGAUACUGUGUGCGCCCAAACAGUGGCAUCAUUGACGCUGGAACCUCCAUAAAUGUUUCUGUUAUGCUACAGCCUUUUGACUAUGACCCCAAUGAAAAGAGUAAACACAAAUUCAUGGUGCAGUCCAUGCUGGCUCCAUAUGACAUGACUGACAUGGAAGGAGUUUGGAAGGAGGCAAAGCCUGAAGAGCUGAUGGAUUCAAAGUUGAGAUGUGCAUUUGAGAUGCCUCUAGAAAAUGACAAAACUCAUGAGAGUGAAAUCAUCAAAACUGUGUCUUCCUCUGCCUCUGUUAAGACUGAGCACUCUGUCCUGCCCAAGUCAGCCAGUGCUUCGCUGGAUGAUGGAGAAGUGAAGAAGAUCAUGGAGGAGUGCAAGCGACUGCAGAUGGAAGUGCAGAGGCUACGGGAAGAAAACAAACAGAUCAGGGAGGAUGACGGUCUGCGGAAGAGAAAGGUGACACCGUUGGCCCCCGGUCACUCCUCCUCCACCAUGGCCACCACAGCCGUGAGGGACGAAGGCCUAAGCACCCGCGUGCUGGCGUUCUGCGUGCUCUUCUUUGUGAUUGGAGUCAUCAUUGGCAAGCUGGCCCUGUAGGGACACAGACGGACAGAGCACAGUGACAGACGGACGGAUAGACCGCGUGCUUGGGAGGACGCGUGUCAGCAACGGCGACGGGGAUGUCUUCUGGGUUUAUGUUGAUCUGUUUCUUUCCUUCUUUUAAACAUUUAAGGCAAUAUCAUGAUGGUUUGGUGUAAAAAGAAAACGAAAGAAGGCUAUCCCAAGUUAAACCAUGAGUGCGAGCAUUUUUGUCACAGGUCCUUUUUUUUUUUUUUUCUUUGAUCUGUUCUUUCCGUCCAUCUCUCUUCCUUAAAUGAUCUUCCCUAACUUGCACAGGUAACAGUUAGUCGUGUGUUUAAGUGGCUUCACGCUGGCUGAAUGUCUAAAGUCUUUCAUUGAUUCGCAAGUUUUCAUAAGUUGCUCACACACGUUGUCCGUUUAAAAGCUCUAACCCUCUUCUGAUAAUCUCUUCCAUUUAUUAAUCUGCAAGGAGAGGUGAACACAGUUGAUCAGUGAAAGACUGUUUUGUUUUUUUGUUUUUUUUCCCCUUUCUAGACUCAAGCUUCAUGUAUUGUCCUCUAAAGAGUUUGGGGUUUUAAAAAGAAAAGAAAAAGCAUGUGUGUCUGUGUGUGUGUGUGUGUGUGUGUGUGUGUGUGUGUGUGUUUAUUUUGCCUCCUGCAGGAGCAAUGAUGUGUCGGACUGAGUGACUGUUUUUAUGCGAGGAGACCACAGACGGUGAGGCUCACAGGCUGUGAAGAGGGCUGGUUUAAAAAUGAAUAAAUAAUCCAAACGGAUUUCUUGUAUUCAGCAAAAAUGGGGGUGUUUGUUGAAAAUCUAAUUGAAUGAUUGAAUUGGAUGAUUUGGUGUAAUCCAGACCAAGGAAUCUGUAGAAAUUCAUUAAAAUCAUGACUCAGUAAAUUCACAAUUAUGACUUCAGAGAAAGUGUUCUGUAUGGUGAUUUAUAUUUUAUUUUUUGGCUUCUUUUUUUUUUUUUUUUUUUUUUUUUUGUUUGUUUGUUUCAGAAACAAAGCUGUAAUUUACAUCUUCAUGCUUGGUUUUUGUUUUGUUUUUUUUGUUUGUUAAUUACUUCCUCAGGUUUGCACACAGAGUUACGCUGAACAGGAAAAAAAUAAAAAGGCUAAUGUCUGGCUACAAAGCUCUGGACAGGUCAUGCAAAACAGACUCUUACUUAUCCAUGCACAUCAGAGUAUGUAACACAAGUUCUGACCACUCUAUUGAAUUUUGCCCAUGGUGCAUUGACUUUGCGCCCUCUGGCCUUUUUUGUUUGUUUCUCUUCUUCCUCUCUUGUGUUGUCAUGUAGACACUUUGCUUCUGUUGUUUAAAAUAUUCAAAUGCGCUAUUCUCACUUGUGCACUCUGUAGUCUGCAUGGAAUGACCUGAAUUUAUUAUGAUUAUUUUAUUUUUUUGAGUGUUGAAAAAUCCAUGUUAGCAAAACCAACAAACAAAAAAAUACUGUCUUUUCCAAAAGGGACCAUCUUGAGUCUGGUUAUCAGUUUGUGUGUGUGUGUGUGUUUUUGUUUCCUUUGCUGUCACCUUUUCCGUUUGUGUCCUGUUGAGUUCUGGUGGUUGUGAGAUAACACAGCUGUAUUAUCUUGGCCAUCACAUGACCGUCUCGGCUGAUUCAUUUCCUCAAAAGUUAAAAACAAACAAACAAUGAAUAUCUGCUUAUUUGCAUGGGGCGGGGAGGGGGUCAGAUAUGUCUGGAUGUGGGCAGCUGUGAGAGGACUGACCUGUGAAUACACACUACAUUAAAGGAUUUAAAAACAACAAAGGCAUCAGCGCUUCAGACCACACCUGCAGAUACAGUCACAACAAUGUAAUCACACAGUAAUUGGAUACUCUUUUUGUAUGUAAAUAAAAAUUAAAAAAGACUCAAAGGAUAACUGGCAAAGUUAUUAACAUACUGUACUAAAGGAAGAAAAUAAACAGCCACCAUGGAUGAUGUAGCAUCAUAAUGAAUUAAAAUACAUAAACCCCC